Molecule: messenger RNA, 1299 nt
Organism: Lynx canadensis (Canada lynx)
Lineage: Eukaryota; Metazoa; Chordata; Mammalia; Carnivora; Felidae
Gene: CMTM7
Product: CKLF like MARVEL transmembrane domain containing 7
Exons: 5
Coding region: 244-846 (200 amino acids)
Cellular component (GO): membrane
Source: RefSeq, a predicted model, not a curated record
GGGCCUCUGCGCCGUCGGCCCGCGCCCUCCAGUCCAACUUCCGCGCGGCGCCGAGGGCAGGAAGGCCGCUCCCUCCCCGGAAAGCGCCGGACAGCCCCUCCCCCGCCCGAGUCCGGCCGGACCGGGGUCCCCGCACGGGCCCCGGACGCCUGCGCCCCGCCCCCACCGGUGCCCCGCGACCGCACGCCCGGGCCCCGCCCCGGCCCCGCCCCCGGCCCGCCCCGCUAUUCUGGCCGGUGGGCCAUGCAGGGGAGGCUGCCGGCGGGUAGGGGCGGCGCGGGGUCGCAGGGAGCCGGGCUCGUCCGCACCACGUGCAGCAGCGGUGGCGGGGCCGGGGCCGGCGCCGGGCAGCCCGGCGCGAGGCCCUCGGAGGGGCCGCUGGACCCCGUCUACCCCCGCACUUAUGGGGCCCUGCUGAAAGUGGCGCAGAUGGUCACUCUGCUGAUUGCCUUCAUCUGCGUGAGGAGUUCUGUGUGGACCAGGUACAGUGCCUACAGCUACUUUGAAGUGGUCACCAUCUGCAACUUGAUAAUGAUCCUCGUCUUUUACCUGGUGCAUCUCUUCCGUCUCUACCGCGUGCUCACCUGCAUCAGCUGGCCCCUGUCGGAACUUCUGCACUAUUUAAUCGGUACCCUGCUCCUCCUAAUCGCCUCCAUUGUGGCAGCCUCCAAGAGUUACAGCCAGAGCGGACUGGUAGCUGGAGCGGUGAGGACGGUCUCGGGGGACACUUCACGCACGAGUUCACCUCUAAUCUUCGGUUUCGUGGCCACCUUCCUCUGCCUGGCGAGCAUAUGGCUGUCCUACAAGAUCUCGUGUGUGACCCAGUCAACAGAUGCCGCUGUCUGAGGACACCCUGCGCCCCGGCCCGAGGCAGGCCCUGAGACGGGAGCGUCGGGGGGCCGGCGCCCAGGACGGGCUUCUGAACCUCUGCUCCUGUGCCAAAGCCCUGCCCACACUGCUGGGCACAAGAGGGGCCCUUGGCGUCCUCCUGGGCUCCUGAGCCGCUCUCAGCCUUUCUGGUCUUCCUUGGAGAAUAGUCCUCGCCGCCUGGGAACAAAAGCAGCCUCCAGGGAAAUCUGGUCUCUUCCUCCUGCUCUUAGAACCAACUGUCUCAGGGACUGAUGACCCCACUUACCUACCACAGCGGAGGGUUUCUGAAUCCUCCUGCCUAAAUCUGCUUCUACUCCACAUUCCUCAGGGGGAUGAAGCUGCCUUAAGUCCUCUUAUAGAAACAAAGCUCUCUCUGGGGCACCAGGGUGGCUCAGUCGGUUAAGUUUCCCACUUCGGCCCAGGUCAUGA